GAACACGCCUUCCCUUUCACGCACAAAUUCAGACGCGUCUCAGUACGGUGGUUCCCAAUAUUCAUACAGUUCAGCCCCCUCCCCUCUUAGUCCCGCCCACUCCCCAGCAAUGCAUAGACACUACCCCUCCCCCGCCCUUCCCUCCUCUCCACUCCCCAGGCGGCUCUAUCCCGGGGAGGAGGGGGAGGAGGGAGGAGCAGUUACUCUUCCUCAUCAUGGAGGGAUUAGUAGACAGCAGCUGAUUAAUAGUCCUUGCCCUGUUUGUGGAGAUAAAAUUUCUGGAUUUCAUUACGGUAUUUUCUCAUGUGAGAGCUGUAAGAUUUGAGAAAUGUUUAAAAACUGGGAUGAAACUGGAAGCAAUUAGAGAAGACCGUACUAGAGGAGGGAGAAGCACUUACCAGUGUUCAUACACCUUACCACAGAGUGGUGUGUCAAGUCCAGAUUCUAAACCAAGUAUCCCUGUGGUACCAAACCUUCUCCAGGAGAUCAUGAAUGUUGAACAUCUUUGGUUUGGUACCCAGCUUUCUCACCGGGGUAAAGACGGAUCAGUACAGAGGAUCUGUAGGAACUCCAAACCAAACCUGACCGGGACACUAAACCCUUUGGAGGAGAGCCCGAUGGAGCAAAGGCUGUUAGGCGCAGGGAGCAGGGAGGAGUUGCAAUCUAUAGGGGAGCAGCAAUAUCACAGAACUGGUUUGAACCUUGUUAGCAGUACAGCAGAACGGCGAAGCUUGGCUGCAACUGACAAGGGCGGAAGACUGGAAGAACACUUCCAUGGCGGAUUGGAGGAGCCUCGAGGCGGAGUUGGUUUGACCAGAAUGGCAGAGCCUCGUGGCGGAGUUGGUACGACUGGAAUGCCGGAUCAACUUCUUUACCAGCUGGUUAAAUGGUGUAAAAGUCUUCCCUUGUUCAAGAACAUUUUGAUAGAUGAUCAAAUAUCCCUGCUGAUCAACGCAUGGUGUGAGCUCCUUGUUCUGUCAGCCUGCUAUCGAUCAAUCAAUACCCCGGGAGUUAUUUGGGUGUCUAAUGAGGUAAGCUUGAGCCUGCUGGAGGCCAAGGACAAGAAGCUGGAUAAAUGGGUCGAGAAGAUGCUCAACUUUACAGAUCAGCUAAGACGGUAUCUAUCUAUCUAUCUAUCUAUCUAUCUAUCUAUCUAUCUAUCUAUCUGUGAUAUUCAGCAGUGGUGCAGAGAGAGGAUGAGUAUUAGGAAGUGGCUUGCAGGAGAAUAUGAGGAAUAUGUGGCUCGGAUGAAAAACUAUUGUGGCAGGGUAGGCUUCGAGCCCUCGCAAGGCUAA
Messenger RNA from Eurytemora carolleeae, 1295 nucleotides. Its product is annotated as nuclear hormone receptor FTZ-F1 beta. NCBI's taxonomy places the organism in Eukaryota, Metazoa, Arthropoda, Copepoda, Calanoida, Temoridae. Gene Ontology annotation, molecular function: nuclear receptor activity; zinc ion binding; RNA polymerase II cis-regulatory region sequence-specific DNA binding. Gene Ontology annotation, biological process: tissue development; hormone-mediated signaling pathway; regulation of transcription by RNA polymerase II. Gene Ontology annotation, cellular component: RNA polymerase II transcription regulator complex. The record is from RefSeq and is a predicted model, not a curated record.